CCCUGGCCAGAUCGACGAGGAGGACGAGGAGGAAAAGGCCAACAACAAGGCAGAGAGUGGCAGCCGUACCGCCCCAGCAAAGGCAAUGGGAAAGGAUGGGGACGCGGACGCGGCCGCGGACAGCAACAGUGGCGACAGCAACGCUACCACCGCCAGCACAAAGAUGACCGAGAUCAGUGGCGUCGCCGGGAUGAUGAUCGCGGUCGUCACUCUGACCAACGCCAGUGGAGGACGUGGAACCACAACGACUCUACACACCGUGAGCAUCGCGACCACGAAUAGGGUCACGAAGAGGGACCAGAAGAUCGCGGCCAUCGACUUCAGCUUCUUCGACGGCCUCGGGACCGCCUUUCUCGUGUGCGACAAUCACUGCAAGGAACACGGACUUAAUUGGCGAGGAGCUUCUUGGGAGAUUGACGAAGACCUCGUGAAGCUCGGAGCCAAGCACUUUCCCGACGUCAUGACCCGCGGCGACUUUGAGGAAGAGACCGCGGACUCGCUGUCGAAGCUCGUGCAACAGCUGGACCCGUCUCGCUCCGCCCAAGUGAUCAUUGCUGCCGGACCUCCGUGUCUCGUGAGAAUACGGCAAGACGCACCGGGACAUGAUGGAACCGAGGGGUCCAAGUUCACACGCUUCGCCCAGCUGAUCGUGAAUCUGGAGAAGUCAUGGAACCGCAGCCGAGCCACCCUCCUCGUGGAGAACGUGAUCCCCCAGAACCGCGCCGACGUGCGCAAGAUCGAGAAGUUGCUCGACGUGCCCGCGGUUGUGCGCGACUCAGCCGAUUUCGGCACGAUCUCCAGACCGAGAGUUUGGUGGUGUCGGAUACCCUGGUCCGAAGUGGCUCAUCGCAAAGACUGCCCUCUUUCGCUACGCUGGACCUCCAUGCAGGGUAUACCCAGAGUGCAUUUCGACGUCCCCAAGGAUGACACACAGACGUGGGACACCCAUGGCCUCGCGCUCCCUCGAUGCCUAACCGAGGAGAUGAAGCCGCUCCCGUGCCUGACGACACCCUCCGACGACCCCAACGGAGCCGCCCGCCUCAUUUUCACCAUGGCUGUCUUUGCUGCCACAGUCCCGACCCCUACGGCAGAGCUGAACCCGCUCGGCGGCACCGCGAUUGACAUCACGGCUUCACUGUGGCAAGGCAAGCCCCCGCUUAUGGGCCCCGGCCCAGGCGAUUACGACGACUUCGACCUCUCCUACCUGGACGACCCGACGGAACAUUGGGCACGGUCGCGCAUCAUGCCACAUCCCGAUCCGCGACGCCGCUUUGAUCUACGACACGCAGUUGCCGAGCAGAUCGAAGAGAUGGUCGUCGACAUGAGCGAACUGACCAGCCAGUGGUUCGCCUCGCUGAAGCCCCACGUCCAGAAAGCGUACUUUAGCCAGCAACGGACAUGCUCGCUACAGUUGCCGGUUCUACGCAUCGUAUGCGAGAGGUUUGGUUGGCAGGACCCCGACAUCUUCGACGAGCUCACUCGAGGUUUUCGGCUCCUGGGGCCGAUAGCUCCGGGACUUGGUUGGCGCAAACGCAACGACCUCCGCUGCGCCAACCCGCUGGAGUUCAACGACUUUAUCGACAAGAACGAACGCUACGUGCGCGACAAACUUCGGAGAUCCAGAGUUGACCUGUGUUGGGAACAGAUGGCGAACGAGAUUGCGGAGGACGUUCGCCUCGGACGCAUGGAGGGCCCAUUCACGAGCCCGACUUCUUGGCCCAAGAAGGCGGUCCCCCUCGCGUCGCACGCACACGCAAGCAGACUUCUACCAGGCGUGGCCAGUUAA
Messenger RNA from Symbiodinium sp. CCMP2456, 1786 nucleotides. Lineage: Eukaryota; Dinophyceae; Suessiales; Symbiodiniaceae. The record is from the annotation of a GenBank genome assembly.